Molecule: messenger RNA, 1688 nt
Organism: Lampris incognitus (smalleye Pacific opah)
Lineage: Eukaryota; Metazoa; Chordata; Actinopteri; Lampriformes; Lampridae
Product: phospholipid phosphatase 3-like
Exons: 7
Coding region: 684-1688 (334 amino acids)
Biological process (GO): phospholipid dephosphorylation; phospholipid metabolic process; signal transduction
Molecular function (GO): phosphatidate phosphatase activity
Source: RefSeq, a predicted model, not a curated record
UCCAUUGCGGUUCAUAAUGGUCACCAAUGCCGAGGUCUGGUCAAAAAGAUAAGCUUGUUGGACCCUUGCGAGGUCUUUUUUUAUUUUAUCAUCAUCAUUAUUAAUCUUGAAACUGAAAACAAACUUUACUCGCGCCUGUCUGGGGAGGGGCAGGAGGGAGCCCGGAGGGAAAGUGGGAAAGUAGAUUUUGGGGCAGCUCGCCUCCAGAUUCAGACGGCUCAGACGAACAUGGACGAGUCCGCGGAGCUGACGGGAGGAUCGAACGACGCGCUGCGGGCUCCGGUUUGUUUGUAGCGAGCCGAGGACCCCGAGAGGAGACGGAUCAGCUGGUGAACCAGACGUGGCGUGAGAAGAGACCCGUAGUUUAGCUGCUCCGAAGUUCACGCGAAUGGUUCAGCGCGCCUAUCUCUGACUUCGUAUAACCUCAAGUGGAGUUUUGUGUGUUUGUGUGCGUGUGUGUGUUUUUGAUUCAUUAUAUCCAUGACAACCUGACAUUAAGCGGCGGCUCGAUUCACUUGGACGAUCGCUGUCAACAGUUUGUGGGACAUGGGUUUUGGACUUAAAGUUUCGGGGACAGCUUUAGUCAUGACUGCCACAAAAGACACCACGCAAGCGUCGUAAGAUCAUCAUUACUAAUAUUACUAUUUUUUUUAAUUUCACAACCCUACGCUUGUUGAGCAGGGAUGCAAAAGUCCAAUUUCACCAGUACACACACCAGCACGCUGCCCCGGGACGCUGAACUUCAGCUGCGCUUAGCCGACAAUGGAGGAGCUGGGGAGGCGAAGGAGAACGGAGCAGGGAAACACUUCCUCCCCCAGCAUGAGGAGAACUCCCUGUGCACCAAGCGGAGGAUGCUAGUCGGUCUGGACGUGCUGUGUCUUUGUGUUGCCUCCAUCCCAUUCUUUGCAUGUGAGCUGAAGGCGGUGACCCCAUAUAGGAGAGGGUUCUUCUGCGGCGACUCCAGCAUUACCUACCCCUUUCUGGAGAGAGAGGCCAUCCCUGACAGCCUACUCAUUGCCGGGGGCAUCAUCAUUACCGGCCUCACGAUUGCGCUUGGCGAGUGUUACCGGGUGCGUUUCCGGGGCGUGCAUUCGCGGGCCUUCGUGCGCAACCGUUACGUGUCGUGCCUGUACAAGGAGCUGGGCAGUUUCCUAUUUGGCUGCUGCGUGGGCCAGUCGCUCACCAACAUGGCCAAGCUCAGCGUGGGCCGCCUGCGACCCAACUUCCUGUCUGUCUGCAACAUCACCUAUGCGUCCAUCAACUGCACCCCGGGCAGCUAUGUGUCCCAGGCCACCUGCAGGCAGUCCAACCACAAGAUGGUGGAGGAGGCCAGAGCUUACUUCCCUCGGUCAAAUCGUGUAAAUAACGUGUUUCCAAUUCAGUCGCAGAGUGAAAGUGGCCCUUGGGGUCCUCGCAAGCGUCUCUUCCAGUCAGCCGCGAUUAAGACGGAAAACGGCUGCAUGGAGCAUACCAAUAAGGCCUCGUUUGCCAGCCUAGAGGUCAUACCCUCGCAUGCUGGUGUCGAGCGCAGCGUCGCAGGGUGGCCCGCCCCCUUCAGCUACCUGCACCCUCCUCGGUACGUGUUCCUCGAAGCUGUUGAGCAACAGGUGGCCCAGUAUGGCAUGGCAGGUGAUGACGGCCAUGAGAAAGCCAAGAAAGAGACGCUCUUCGUGGAAAUCGAGGAAUGA